AUGAAAUUUGAACUUCGUUCUUCCUUGGUGGCAAUUGGAUGCGAUGGCACAGCGGUAAACACGGGACACAAAAAUGAAGCCAUUGUUUUACUAGAAAAACACCUGAAACGACCUUUGCCAAGGCUUGUGUGCCUGUUACACGCUAAUGAAUUACCGUUUCGCCGAUUGUUUUACAGUCUCGACGGUACUACAAUAGGCCCUAAUAGCUUUUCUGGCAGCAUAGGAAAAAGUCUCGAAAGCUGUCUCGACUUCAAUGUAGAAGCAUUUGAAUCAAUCCCAACAGAAUUGCCAGACCUGAAUACUGAUUUGCUAAGCACCGAUUAA
Helobdella robusta is the source of this 324-nucleotide messenger RNA. RefSeq lists its product as hypothetical. The record is from RefSeq and is a predicted model, not a curated record. The transcript has a single exon. NCBI's taxonomy places the organism in Eukaryota, Metazoa, Annelida, Clitellata, Rhynchobdellida, Glossiphoniidae. The coding region runs from base 1 to 324 and encodes 107 amino acids.